GUCUGGCCGGCCGGGGUCGGGCCCAGGUCGCCACGGUAGCCCCAGUCGCCGCCCGAGUGCGGUAGUGAUAGGUCACGACUCACGAGGUCGACACAGUGCACGUCUGGCUCACAGUUCACACCUCAAACACAGCCAUGCUGUCGCUGUUGACCUUGACCCUAGUGGUUGGGUCGGUCAUAGGUCAACUCCGUGACCGACCCGACUACAGUGAUCUUCCGGGGCGCUACUGCGAGCGACGAGGAACCGUCCGAGGAGACUGUUGUCCGCAACGUCUGGACGACUGCAGCCGACCCAUCCGAGAUACACUCUGCUACUGUGACGAGUUCUGUGACCGCGGCGCGUCUGGGGACUGCUGUCCCGACUACUUCACAUUCUGCCUCGGGGAAAUACCGUCAGAACCUCUAAGACUGUCAUGCCAGUUCAGAACGGACAAAAUUCUUCCCGGCAACACUGUGCAAAACAACUGCAAUACUUGCAAAUGCGAGCAAGUAAGCGAAAAUGAGACGAGGCUGAUGUGUGAGACUCAACAGUGUCUGGUUCAGGAGGACCUCAUCCAGGACAUCAAUUACAACAGCGCAUACGGCUGGACGGCCUCCAACUACUCCCAGUUCUGGGGCCGGAAGCUCAACACUGGACUCAAAUAUCUUCUCGGCACCAACUAUCCCAACGAUUUGAUCACCCAAAUGUACCCGGUGACGAAGAUUUACGACCCUCGUGAGCUGCCCCGCUCGUUCGACGCGCGCGACAAGCGCGAGUGGUCCGGUCUAAUUGGUCCAGUCCAGGACCAGGGGUGGUGCGGCGCCUCGUGGGCCUUCUCCACUGCGUCCACCGCGGCAGAUCGCGUGGCAAUCCAGAGCCCUGAGCGGCGCCGGGUGCACCUCAGUGAGCAGAACAUCAUUGAUUGUGGCUACCUACGGAGAGACGGCUGCGAGGGUGGAAACCUGGACCGCGCCUGGAACUACCUCAGAAGAUACGGAGUGGCCGAGGCCGAGUGCUACCCGUAUGAGUCCGGGAGCACCCAGACCAAAGGCACGUGCCGCACUCCGCGCCGUUCGAGGAGCCCGCACGAGCUCACGUGCACGAACGGCACGAGGGUGUCGCUGGGCCGGCGGGACAUGAUCGGGAUGCAGCCACCCUACCGAAUCGCCAGCGAGGAGCAGGACAUCAUGCACGAGCUGUACCACAGCGGACCCGUCCAAGCGAUCAUGCAGGUGCACGAGGACUUUUUCGCGUACCGCACGGGCGUGUACCGCGUGACCGGCCUGCGCUCCUCGUCUCGUACCGCGUACCACUCGGUACGCAUCCUCGGCUGGGGAGAGGAGACGGGCGACCGUGGCCAGCAGGUCAAGUACUGGAUCGUGGCCAACUCCUGGGGACGCCAGUGGGGCGAGGACGGCCUCUUCCGUAUUGUCCGUGGCAAGAACGAGGCUGACAUCGAAAGCUUCGUGGUCGGCUCGUGGGCCAAGCCGCGCCGCGGCGGACGCCGCCGUUCCCGCGGCUACGCCAGCUACCGGCGUAGUCGCCGCCACCACUCGCGUAGUGAGCGGGCACGCGCCAAGCGUCAUCACACUGUCAAGGAGUAGGAAGAGGAAGGCGAGAGAGCUACCUCCAACAGGGGCCGUGAAGAAGAGAGUCGAUCUGGCCCAGACACUUCUGUGACGCUGCGUGAAACGAGGUAGAACGAAGAAGCGAACAACUUUCCGGAAGUUAACAAGCCGGAAGUACACCGGAAGUGAACAACAAAUUGACCGGAAUUAGUCCGGAAGGAGGCCGGUAGCUGGUCAAAAUUGAGCAGGAGUGGAGGAAAAAUCUAGAAUGAGAGAUAAUAAUUUACUAAAACUGUUUCCCUCUGUUAGGUGCUAAAAAGCGGACGGUUAUGCUGCAUGAAAUGUGAUGGACGUUGUGCUGAGUGUAAGGCGGCUAUUGCUUGACAGAUGCUAGCUGAUGCAAAAGCUGCUGAGAGGGUCACACAAGUAUGACUAUUGACUACUGGCAUCAGGUGUGAAUCCUUCCGUCAGAUUGAAUUAAUCCACUCUACUUUUUCUCUUGCCAGCAGCAUGUGUGAAGUGCAUAACACCGCGUCCCAUUUUUUUUUUUCAGCGAAAGUUGAAGAAAAUGGGACGGAAUCGUGAAACACUUCAGCUAGCUUACAUGAUUGAUUGUUAUCGGUAAAUAACUCAUCGGUUCACUCAAGGCGCAUUAUGGUCAAUUGUGCGACAGUUAAAAAUGACUCUUGAAUUAUUUUUACAUCUCAUGCCUCUAUUGGAUUUGUUAUGAAAACGUAAAUUUGUGUCUAAUUUUCUGCUGAUUUUUAUUUCAAACUUGCCAGUACAGCAGACUGUCGCGCCAUUGUCGCUUGAACAGGCCAGUGUGAAUAGGCCCUUUGGGAAGUGUGAUGGAACUGAAAGUGAAAGUGACUACGCGCAUACCCGUCUGUUGAAUGUCUUGAGAUGCUUGGGCUGUAUUUUUCUGUUGUUCCUGUUGUAGUCGAGUGUUUUUAAUACGACCGCUUUAUAACACCAAGUACUCAGCAUAGUGGAGCUCUUGCUUUUUUAGAAAUAGGCACGAGCUGAAAGGAGCUUUACGAAGUUAACACCUAGACCCCGGGCUUUAAAGCGGAUGUCGCGAGAGAUAGAUCAUUUAUGUCUCUCACUUUAGAGAGCUGAGCGGAUUUAGCAUUCAAACUGACAGUUCUGUCAAAGUUAACGCCGUCUGUCAGUUUCAACGACGCAUUGAGAUAAACAGAGCUAUGAUUUUUCUAAAGUUAUAGAAGUUUGUGAGUGGAAUUUGUGAAAGCUAGGCAAUAAAGGACAAUAAGGAAGGGAGAGAGAGAGAGAGAGAGAGAGAGAGAGAGAGAGAGAGAGAGAGAGAGAGAGAGAGAGAGAGAGAGAGAGAGAGAGAGAGAGAGAGAGAGAGAGAGAGAGAGAGAGAGAGAGAGAGAGAGAGCGUGCUCCAGGUGCUUUGAUACGUUUUCUAUGUUACACCACUCGUCUUUAGCCCCCUCCCCUGUUGUUUUUUUCGUGUGCCUGCCUAUUGUUAUCCCUCACCUGAGUCUGGUAACCCUCUGCUGCUAUACCUGCCGCUGUGCGGAUUUCUCGAAUGCCGACUCCGCCAGCUCUCCGUGAAUAACGUGCCAAAAUACACGGGACGCUCGAAGCCGGGCGGUGGCCCUCCUGACGCGGCCAGACGCCCAGUUGGCCCGACCCGGCCGGCAUAUGAAGGAUGCGACCCGUGUCCCAUUCUGCCCGUCGCGCUAUGACAGGGACAGCGCCGCGGCUCUCGCCCGCGUCAAGGUCCGCCCUGUCAUGAGCCAGAUAGCGGCCGCGCCACGGUCGUCUCCGCUGCGCCGCGGUUGUCUCGCCGCUCAGCUGACGCGCUGUGUUUGCCCGCGGCGCGCUGCACUGCCAGGCGAGUUGUAACACUGCCAUUACUGUUUAACCGUGUGCUUGGCCGGCCUGCGUGCUGAUACAGGGACGACAUGGCGGACAAUAAAGCUCUUCUGUUG
This is a messenger RNA of Amphibalanus amphitrite, 3505 nucleotides long. RefSeq lists its product as uncharacterized. Gene Ontology annotation, cellular component: lysosome. Gene Ontology annotation, molecular function: cysteine-type peptidase activity. NCBI's taxonomy places the organism in Eukaryota, Metazoa, Arthropoda, Thecostraca, Balanomorpha, Balanidae. The record is from RefSeq and is a predicted model, not a curated record. The transcript has 9 exons. Bases 135 to 1583 code for a protein of 482 amino acids. Gene Ontology annotation, biological process: proteolysis.